AUGCCAAACAUCAGCGUUGUAGACUUUACUUAUGACGAUGAGACUGCGAGAAAAAGGCCUCAAGACCGAGUCGAAAAUGCAUCAGCGAAGAAGAAAGGAUUAUCAGCUCAUCUGACGCUUAUCAACUUCCUCAAAGGAAUGAUUGGUCCUGGUUGCUUCUCACUUCCGCUGGCCUUUCGGGAAGCAGGACUUUGGGUAAGAAUGUUUGAUUCUUGAUC
This is a messenger RNA of Cylicostephanus goldi, 218 nucleotides long. NCBI's taxonomy places the organism in Eukaryota, Metazoa, Nematoda, Chromadorea, Rhabditida, Strongylidae. The record is from the annotation of a GenBank genome assembly.